Impatiens glandulifera is the source of this 1828-nucleotide messenger RNA. RefSeq names its product pentatricopeptide repeat-containing protein At5g48730, chloroplastic. The transcript has 3 exons. Bases 28 to 1515 code for a protein of 495 amino acids. The record is from RefSeq and is a predicted model, not a curated record. Gene Ontology annotation, molecular function: protein binding. Lineage: Eukaryota; Viridiplantae; Streptophyta; Magnoliopsida; Ericales; Balsaminaceae.
GUAAGAAAAAUAGAAAAUCGGCCUACUAUGGCUUCCACUCUUUCUAGCUCCAGUAUUCCGUUCCCGUUGCCGGGAAAUCAUCAUCCGUUUGACAUUAAGCCGGCGACAUUCCGUUCAGUACAAAGUUCUCGGUCCAAUUAUGAAUCCGACGACCGACGACAAGAUGAAGAUACUAUUCAAUGGACGGCGAAGGAGCGAGUACCAAGAGUAAUCGAUACAGGGAAGACGGAUAAUAGAGUGCAAGGAAACCAGAAGAUUGCAUCUAGAAAGGCAAUAUCGAUAAUUCUUCGUAGGGAGGCCACGAAGGCCGUCAUAGAGAAGAAGAUUGGAAACUCCAAGAAACUUUUGCCAAGGACUGUCCUCGAAGCCUUGCACGAACGCAUCACUGCUUUGCGUUGGGAAUCGGCUCUCAAGGUAUUCGAGUUACUGCGAGAGCAGCUUUGGUACCGGCCAAAUCCUGGUAUUUACAUAAAGUUAAUCAUCAUGCUUGGAAAAUGUAAGCAACCAAAUAGAGCUCAAGACUUAUUUCAGGAUAUGGUUGAUGAAGGGUGCAUCAUCAAUCAUGAAUCUUAUACUGCUCUAUUAUCCGCCUAUAGUAGGAGUGGCUUAUUUGAGAAGGCAUUUUCUAUUCUUGAAGAGAUGAAGAAUAUGGAUUACUGCAAACCUGAUGUGCAUACAUAUUCCAUCCUUAUUAAAUCAUGCCUGCAAGUUUUCGACUUUGACAAAGUUCAAUAUUUGCUUUAUGAUAUGGAAUCUCAAGGAAUCAAGCCGAAUACUGUUACAUACAAUACUUUGAUUGAUGCAUAUGGAAAGGCUAGAAGGUUUGGAGAGAUGGAAACAACCAUAAUUAAAAUGCUCCGAGAAGGGGAAUGCAAACCAGAUACAUGGACCAUGAACUCAGCAUUACGAGCUUUUGGAGGCAGUGGCCAAAUAGAGACAAUGGAGAAAUGCUACGAUAAGUUUCAAUCCUCCGGGAUUCAACCCAGCAUAAAGACGUUCAACAUACUCUUGGACUCUUAUGGAAAAGUUGGAGAGUACGAGAAGAUGAGUGCCGUGAUGGAAUACAUGCAGAAGUAUCACUACUCGUGGACAUUAGUAACUUACAACAUCGUGAUUGAUGCAUUCGGAAGGGGUGGAGAUUUGAAACAGAUGGAAUUUUUGUUUAGGCUGAUGAAGUCAGAGAGGAUAAAACCAAACUGCAUUACACUUUGCUCGCUUGUUAGGGCAUAUGGGAAUGCAGGAAAGGCUGAUAAAAUUGGUGGUGUCUUACGGUUUAUCGAGAGUUCAGACAUUACACUUGAUCUGGUGUUUUUCAACUGCCUUAUCGACGCUUAUGGAAUGAUGGGAUGCUUGGCAGAGAUGAAACAGGUGUUGGAAAUGAUGGAGAAGAAAGGAUGCAAGCCUGAUAAAGUUACAUAUAGAACAAUGAUCAAGGUUUACUCUUUAAGUGGAAUGAUCAGUCAUGCAAAAGAACUCAGAAAAUUUCUUGUCUCCCCAAAGGAGGAACCUUCAUAGUUGGUGGGGAGAUUAAAAUUAUAUGGCUUCUCUCUAAUUUGUUGAUUAUUUCAGUAAUUUAUCAGUUAACUCUUCCUAUCCUAUCUUCAUGAAAGCUAUGUUCUUUCCCAUUUGAAAACACUUUCUGGAUCCGGGUAUCUCAUCUGGACGUGGAUCAUAUGAGACCACAUUUGGAAACAUAACUUGACGGUGGUUUCUUAUCUAAAUGCGAAUCCAGACCUAGAUUCAUAAAGUGUUUCCAAAUGGGCACGUACUGAAGAACUCGAGAUAAGACAGAUUCAAAUAUAUUUUGGUAAAGGAUUCAGAUACAAAU